Messenger RNA from Trichogramma pretiosum, 575 nucleotides. RefSeq names its product zinc finger protein 2 homolog. The record is from RefSeq and is a predicted model, not a curated record. NCBI's taxonomy places the organism in Eukaryota, Metazoa, Arthropoda, Insecta, Hymenoptera, Trichogrammatidae. The annotation marks the transcript as partial. The transcript has a single exon. Gene Ontology annotation, cellular component: nucleus.
UUCACGAGGGUUGCAAAGAUUACGCAUGCGACAAAUGCAAGUGGAAAUUCGGAAGUAAAUAUAAAUUGAUGAGGCACCAAAGACUAGUCCAUAACGGUCUCAAAGAUUAUGAAUGCAACAAGUGCCAAAAUAAGUUUGGACAAAAAUCAGAUUUGCUUAAACACCAAAGGACAGUACACGAAGGUCGAAAAGAUCACGCGUGUGACAAGUGCGAGAAGAAAUUUGGGGAUCGAAGCAAUUUGAUUAAACACCAAGAGAUAGUCCACGAGGGUUGCAAAGAUUUCGCAUGCGACAAAUGCGAUAAGAAAUUUGGCGAAAAAUCGAAAUUGAACAGGCACCAAAAGACGAUACACGAAGGUCACAACGGUUUUGCAUGCAAAAAUUGUGAGCAAAAGUUUGUCGAAAAAAGGAAAUUGAUGAGACAUCAAAUGACAGUACACGAAGGUCGCAAAGAUUUCACGUGCGACAAGUGCAAAAAGAAAUGCAGAGAUCAAACAGAUUUGACCAGGCACCAAAAGAUAGUCCACGAAGGUUUCAAAGAUUUUGCAUGCGACAAACGCGAUAAGAAAUUUGGC